AUGAAAAUUUCAUCUAUCAAGGUCAGCAGAGAUAUGUUGGCUUCAUCUGGUGUUUCCAAGGAGGAGAAGACCGAAGAUAUUACCGAGGACAAAGUCACAGAGACUCAACAGGAUGCCGGAGGAUCUUCAAAGGACGAUCCCCUGCAUUGUAGAGCUUGCAAUAAGACAUUUGGCAAUACACAUGGCUUUGAGCAGCAUCGGCGUGAUAAGCACAACAUAGUCAAGCCCGCAAACAAUGGAGAGACCGAAGAAAUUGCACAGGCUAGUGAAGAAACCCUGCCUUUUGACUGCAUCGCCGAAGAGCUUGGCUGCAAAGAGGAAUUCUGGCGAGCAUCUGUCAUGAUGAGACACAUCGAAGAAGGCUUAUGCAACGAACUUCUUGCGCAUUAUCAAAUUACACGUAUCUUCCAGUACAAGUUGGACGAGAAAGGCCGUCAACUCUGGGACCACGAGUGGUCAUCUUACAAGUGUCCUGAUUGCCAGGGCCGGAAGUUCAAGUUCGAUUCUCGGGCUGACCUGAUCGAGCACGCCGAGCGCGGCAAAUGCAGUUUAGAUCCUUUGCGCAAAGGGAAUAUCUUGUACAGUUGUAUCGCAGAGAUCAUGCUUUAUGCUGGGGAUGAUGAUCUAUCUGACAUUUCUACCGACUAUGAGGAGGAUCCUUAUAUGUUGUAUUGGGCCACUGGAUUUGACGACCCUGAUUCUGAAAUGGCUAGUAGUGAUUCUGUUGAUGAUUACGGGUACUAG
This is a messenger RNA of Fusarium coffeatum, 744 nucleotides long. RefSeq lists its product as uncharacterized. Lineage: Eukaryota; Fungi; Ascomycota; Sordariomycetes; Hypocreales; Nectriaceae. The record is from RefSeq and is a predicted model, not a curated record. The transcript has a single exon. Bases 1 to 744 code for a protein of 247 amino acids.